This is a messenger RNA of Suillus subaureus, 815 nucleotides long. RefSeq lists its product as uncharacterized. The record is from RefSeq and is a predicted model, not a curated record. Lineage: Eukaryota; Fungi; Basidiomycota; Agaricomycetes; Boletales; Suillaceae. The coding region runs from base 215 to 709 and encodes 164 amino acids. The transcript has a single exon.
GAAGUGCCCUCUCCCAUUUCAACCCUCCCUCUCGACGACGUACUCUCUCCCAUUUCAACUCUCCCUCUCGGCGAUGUAUCCUCUCACUUAACAACUCUUUGGCCACAUCCCGACAAUGGUUCCCCUCAGUCAUCGAAAUGUCAGCCUCAACCCACUGCAGUACACGACCACGUUAUCGACGACCUAAUUAAAAAAAUCGUAGCUCUUUCUCUGCAUGACCAUGCUUUCGAUGCUCUACCCCCAAAGCCAGAGGCUCUUACUCUCAACGGCAACCACGCUGUCGAUGUUCUACUGCACAAAUCGGAGUCUCUUACCCUCGACGACAACCACGAUCUACUGCAAAAAUCAGAGGCUCCUGCUCUCGACGAAAACCCCGCUGUCAACGCUCCUGCUCUUGACGACAACUACGCUGUCGACGCUUUACUGCACAAAUUUGAAGCGCUUACUCUCGACGACGACCACGCCAUUGAUGCUCUACUGCACAAAUCAGACGCUCAUAUUCUCGAUGACGAUGCCUCUCAGUUAUCAAAACGCAUGCUACAUGAUAACACUAAUGACAGUCCCAGUCGCCGGCACUUACACACCACCGACACCUUACUUCGAAGUCUCGAGAUUGUCCAUCCUCGGAAUUUCAACUACGACUCACCUUACACAACGAUGCUAUCGACACCAUACUUCGAAGCAUACAACCUCCUAUUCUGGACGAUAGUCCCUCGAACCAAAACGUCAGCCACAACACCCUACUAGCACGACCACAGUAUCGACAUCCUACCAGCUGAACUCCACACGGCAUCUACGAAAAGUGAUUGGCCACU